Messenger RNA from Larimichthys crocea (large yellow croaker), 3209 nucleotides. RefSeq lists its product as hypothetical. The coding region runs from base 1126 to 2769 and encodes 547 amino acids. The transcript has 4 exons. The record is from RefSeq and is a predicted model, not a curated record. Lineage: Eukaryota; Metazoa; Chordata; Actinopteri; Sciaenidae.
UAAAGGAAAACCCAGAUCUGGUACAUUGUUAUGGUGUAAAGAAGGUUUGUCCCUUAACAGAAAAAUUGAAGCAUUUCCAUUUUGUGACAGGGUACCCCCCAGAUGUGCUCCACGACCUCUUAGAAGGUGUAAUACCAUUGGAGUUAGCACUAUGUCUUAACCUGUUUGUAAGAAAGCAGUAUUUCACUCUGUUACAACUGAACAAUUUAAUUGCAGAGUUUCCAUAUAAUUGGACCGACAAAACUGACCGCCCUCAACCAAUCCCACUAAAUCUUUCUUCUCGGAGAUCUAUUGGCGGAAACGCACACGAGAAUUGGACACUACUGAGAUUGUUACCAUUCAUAAUUGGUACAAAGGUGCCAUUCACUGAACCCGCGUGGCAAGUUCUCAUGACCCUAAAAGACAUUACUGAACUUGUGGUAUCCCCUGUUCAUACCGAGGACAGUAUUAGUUAUCUCGAUAUGUUGAUUUCUGAACAUCGCCAUAAGCUGUUAGAAGUGUUUCCUGACUUUAAAUUAACUCCGAAGUUCCAUUUCUUAGAACAUUAUCCGGACAUGAUAAAAUACUUUGGACCUUUGGUUUGUGUCUGGACAAUGCGCUUCGAAGCAAAACAUAAUUUUUUCAAGCGUACUGUUAGACAGACCAACAGUUUCAGAAACAUUUUACUCACUCUCACCACAAAGCACCAAAUGAUGCUGGCUUAUCAGUUACAUACUGAUGUGUUGAAACCUGCAUUAUGUGUGAGUAAAGUAACUAGUAUUCCAUUGGCAUUGCUGCAUGAAGAGAUACAGGAGUCUUUUAAAAAAGCAUAUCCAACACAAACCACAGUGGAGCUGACAAGUGCACUUUCAUAUCAUGGAACCAGAUAUGCAGUUGGGAUGAUUUUGCCCCAUGGAUCUACCGGUGGUCUACCCAAUUUUGUGGAGAUUUCACAAAUUGUGAUUGUGGGCAGUGAUCUAAACUUCAUUGUUAAGUUGCUCAACAGCUGGUAUUAUGAACAUUUUAGAGGGUUUGUUUUGGAGCACUCUGGGAAGGUGACCCUGCUGGGCAUAGAGCAACUUAGUGAUACAUACCCACUGACACCAUACUGUGUGGGAGGGAAAUGCAUGGUUAGUUUAAAACGACAUGUCAUUGUCCAGUAUUAGGUCAGUAAAAGCCUUAACUGUAUUUGUUUUUGUACAGAUGGACCCUAUUGUUGUGAAGGUGAUUAUUGAUCAUCAUAGUGAGAAGCUCACGCUGUCACCAGGGAUUCCAGAUACAGUGGAGCAAUUGCAUAAGACUGUGAAGGACACUUUUCAGAUUCAUGAAGAAUUCACUCUUCAUUACCUUGACGAGGACUUUGGAGAUUUCUUCACAAUUCAUUCUACUAAAGAUGUUAAACAUAAGGGGACAAUCAAAGUGGUUGUUAUUCCUUCCAUAGUGCUCGCAAUAGCAACACCAGAGACUGAAGAUGUGACAAAUGUGAGUGACACUUCCAGCUUUACUUCAAAAACGUCUUCUAGUUCUGUAGACUACCAGUCAGAUGGCACAUCAUCAUUGUCAUCACAAGAUACUAUAUUGUUGAGCCCUGAAAGGGCAUUGUGGCCAAGUAAAGUUGAGAUUCCAUUUUUUUCAGUUGCAACAGAGGCAGUACUCAGGAAUGCAAAUGAACUGUUUUUGAAAGAUGGCACAGUCCUCAACAACACCCGGGUCAAGUCUGAAAUAAUGGAAAGGCUGGCAGAUUACAUGUACAGUUACACUGCCUAUCCCACAGGCCUUCAGGUUGGACAGGUUGCAGAAGCCUUAGUCCAAAAACAUCCAUGUCUAACAGAACCCGGAAGUCGCAACGGAUGGAUUGGAUGGAUGUACAGCCUCAAAUACAAAAUGGGCAAUUAUAGGUCCAAGUUAAGAAAUCUUGGAUUUCCUGAAGUCACGUGCAAUUCUCUUAAAAACAAGCGUCCUGGUGAGAGGAAACCAGCCCAAAAUGUAAAAAAGGCACGCAAAGGGGAAGUGAUGUAUCUCCCACAUUAUCCUUCAGGAGAAAGCACUGAACGACAAGAGGCACAGCGGCUCACAAUCCUGUCCGAAUUAAAGAAGAGAGAGAGGGUGACCGUCAGUGAAUUGAUGUCCAACACUUUUGCUCAUAGAAGACACGACGUUGUCAGUCUUCAACUGAGCAUCAGAGAGAUCCAAGAAAGGUGGCCUGCCUUGUUUGACAUGUCACAGGUCAAUGCUGAGUUCCACCGAAUUACCACUGUAAAUCUUGAGGCCAAAUUCAUGUUCAAGUUGGACCACUACACCCCGAAACUGCUUGCCAUCUUCCAAGCCAAGAAAGGUGCUGCUGCAGAGAGACAUCGUGCAGAGAUGAAUAUUCUACUGCAGAGUGGAAUUUCCAUUGAUAAAACUAGAGAAGUUGUCAUCAGAUGUCUCAUUGAUCACCUGGGAGAAGACGUGGGUGCCUUAAUCAAGGAGUUUGAAACUUCUGAUGAUUCAGCCGUCAAUGUGGAAGAAGAGCUGGGAGCAGAGAUGAUGGCUCUGUACCUUGUGCGAAGUGAAAAUGGACAAAUCAGGGACGUAGGGAUCGUCAUUGAGGGUUCCAUCGUACUCAACCACCUUGGGGAUCUCAGCAGAGCCUGCUGCUGCUUGCUUGGGCUAACUUAUGCCUUGGAUCUUAAAUACCCCCAAACUCUAAAGUACACUUUUGAAGUAUUUCAAAAGAUGCUUGUUGAAGUGGAUGCUGGGAACCUGUCAACAAAGGUGCAAAGACUGAAAAACAACGUGAUGAUAUAGUUGUCUGUUGGGUGAGCAACCCACUUGAACUAUGCGUGUUAAGGCAAAACACUGUACCCUCAGUAAUUACUGAGAUCUAUCUGGACAGAAACAUUGUGAUUUGGUUUAUCAUUCUACACCACAAGGCUGGUUACUGGGCAUUACAUAUGUACAUAUCUGAUUUUUUUUUUUUUUUUUUUUUUUUUGAUUGCACAUUUACAUUGUGUUUUGAUCAUUCCUGAGCCACAAGGCUUCUUUUUUUUUUUUUUUGAGUUUCGAGGCUGUUUCCCAGAAAUAACUUAAAUAUUGUUCUUUUAAAGGAGAACGUUUAUGUAUUUUCAGUUUGGAGUAUCUGGAAAUGUGAGAAAUGUUGUAAAAGCACAAGAGUUGACCAUUGUAUCUUCACAUCUAAACAUGAAGCCACAUAUUCUGGAGAUGUUGUCUGGCCUUAUGUUACAGAU